CCGGUGUCGCCAUUUUGUCCGGCGGCUACUGAUCCCCGCGCUCAGGAGACCGAGCUGCCCAAGAGCAUGGGGGAUCACCAGGCGCAGCACUACCGCGGAGGCUACCCGCCCGGGCCACCCAGAGACUACCGCAGGGACGGGGACACUCGCUAUUACGGACACAACCCCCCAGAGCAUUACGGUCCUCCGGGUGGAUAUCGACCCUACCAUCAAGAGCCAAUCAAGCAGGAGCGGGAUCUGGGCUGCGACUGGAGACCCUUAGAUCCGGGACCCCACAUCCCAAGCACCGGUCUAAAAACAGAGUUUAAACAGGAAGAGCCCGAUCCUGGAUACAGAGCCCACCCUGCAGCAGGACCCCCGCAACCCCUGCAGAACCGAAAGAGAGGCUUUGAAGACCGGGGACGAGGAUUCUACGAUCACCGAGAUGACAGGAGAGCCCAGUCUCCUGGCGCGCUUGGGGGUGACGAUGAGGACGACGUCUUUGAUGACAACUUUGUUGUUCUUGAUAAUUAUAACAGCGAUCUGCACUUCAAGCUGGACAAAGAUCGCACCGUGGGCUUCCCGCUGACCAUGAAGGGCUUCGCUUACCUGUGGUCCGGGGCGAGAGCUACUCACGGAGUGUGCAGAGGCCGCGUGUGCUUUGAGAUGAAGGUUAUGGAAGAGAUUGCAGUUGGCCACCUGCCGUCCACGGAGCCGGACCCUCAUGUGGUUCGUAUCGGCUGGUCCUUGGAUUCCUGUGGCACCCAGUUAGGAGAGGAACCGUUUUCUUUUGGAUACGGAGGAACCGGGAAGAAAUCCACUAACAGCAAGUUUGAGAAUUACGGCGAUGCUUUUAGGGAACACGAUGUGAUUGGCUGUUAUAUUGAUUUUGAAGCCCGGGGGGAGAUAGAGAUGUCUUUCACAAAGAACGGGCGGCCGCUGGGUGUCGCUUUCAGAGUGCGCCGGGAGACCGUCGGUGGCCAUGCCCUCUUCCCUCACAUCCUCGUCAAGAACUGCGCCACAGAGUUCAAUUUUGGACAGAGACCGGAGCCGUUCUGCAGCAUCCUUCCCGGAUUCACAUUCAUACAGCACCUCCCUCCCUUCGAGAGGAUUCGGGGCUCUUUGCCCCCCAAGAACAAAGGAGAGUGUGAGAUUCUCAUGAUGGUAGGACUACCGGGAGCCGGCAAAACAACUUGGGCUGCGAAGCACGCGGCAGCCAAUCCUGCCAAGAAAUACAACAUUCUGGGUACCAACGCCAUCAUGGAGAAAAUGAGGGUAAUGGGUCUCAGGAGACAGCGUAAUUACGCCGGCCGCUGGGAUGUCCUCAUUCAGCAAGCGACCGAGUGUCUGAACCGCCUGAUCCAAAUCGCUUCUCACAGGAAACGCAACUACAUUUUGGAUCAGACCAACGUUUACGGCACGGCCCAGCGGAGAAAAAUGCGACCGUUUGAAGGCUUCCAGCGCAGGGCCGUGGUGAUCUGCCCUACGGAUGCGGAUCUGCAGGAUCGUAUCGUUAAACGGACGGACGAAGAGGGAAAGGAUGUCCCGGACUCGGCCGUGCUGGAGAUGAAAGCCAAUUUUACGCUCCCGGAGCCUGGAGACUUCCUUGACGAGGUGAUCUACGUCGAGCUGCAGAAGGAGGACGCCCAGCGGCUCGUUCGCCAGUACAACGAGGAGGGCAAGAAAGCCGGGCCGCCCCCGGAGAAGAGGUUCCGGGGCCGAGGAGGGGGCCCUCCUGGUGGAGGGGUUGAUAUGGGAAGAGGAGAUGGAGGAAAAGGCUAUCCGAGAUUUGAAAGCCAUGGCCCUCCGGUGGGUCGAGGAGGAGGAUUUCCGGGCAGAGGAGGAAGCCCAGGAGGCGGCUAUAGAGGUGAGUGCGGCGUCCGCUUCAAUCACGGAGGCCAAGCACCCCAAACCCGCUGGCCUGGCGGCCCACAGGAUAACGGCUCUGAAAGCCGGGGCGGUUAUGGUAAUAGCAGCCAGCCCCAAAGUUAUAAUCCAGCGAGCCACCCGGGAGGUGGAUAUGGCGGCAGCGGUCCAAUACCCCAGUCCUCCCAGAGUCGCGGUGCCCCCGGCGGCUUCAACCAUGGACAGAGUUACGGCCAAGGUGGGUUCAGCCAGAACAGCGGCGGAGGCUACAGUCAGAACUAUAACAAUCAGAGUUAUGGCGGCCAGAACUACCACCAACCGCCCAGCGCCUCAUCCGGCCCCGCGUCAUACAACCAGAGCAGCUACCACCCGCCGUACGAGCAGCCGUACGGAGGCCAGCAAUGGAGUCCGUAUCAGAGCCAAGGCCCCCCGCCGAAUCCCGGUCCGGGUCACGCGCAGGGACACGGCCAGUGGAAUUACGGAGGCGGCUACGACCAGCCCGACCGAUACGGAUCGUACCGAGGCGGCCGUUAGA
This is a messenger RNA of Spea bombifrons (plains spadefoot toad), 2380 nucleotides long. It is a transcript of the gene HNRNPUL1, whose product is annotated as heterogeneous nuclear ribonucleoprotein U like 1. Gene Ontology annotation, molecular function: protein binding. The transcript is spliced from 15 exons. The coding region runs from base 67 to 2379 and encodes 770 amino acids. The record is from RefSeq and is a predicted model, not a curated record. NCBI's taxonomy places the organism in Eukaryota, Metazoa, Chordata, Amphibia, Anura, Pelobatidae.